Molecule: messenger RNA, 1250 nt
Organism: Chlorocebus sabaeus (green monkey)
Lineage: Eukaryota; Metazoa; Chordata; Mammalia; Primates; Cercopithecidae
Source: RefSeq, a predicted model, not a curated record
AUGUCGGAAUUCCAAUUCAGCAUCUCCCAUAACUCCCCAACUGUGAUUAGAAGGGUGAAAAACAAAGUGAACAUCGGAGAAUCUGACACUGAAAAUCAGAAUAACAAGUCGGUGAAGUAUACCACCAGUUUAGUCAUAAGAGACUCUGGUGAACUUGAGUCAACCCUGGAGCUCCAGAAAAAUGACUUGGCUGGUUUGUCUACCAGUUCAAUUAUGGAACAGCAGCUGCCACUCAGGUGUAAUUCCCACCUAGAGGAUAGUUUCACAUCCACUGAAGAAUCUUCCGAAGAAAAUGUCAACUUUUUGGGUCAGACAGAGGCCCAGUACCACCUGAUGCUGCACAUCCAGAUGCAGCUGUGUGAGCUCUUGCUGUGGGACUGGAUAGCCGAGAGAAACAAGCGCAGCCGGGAGUGUGUGGACGAGUCUGCCUGUCCUUAUGUUAUGGCCAAUGUUGCAACAAAAAUUUUUCAAGAAUUGGUAGAAGGUGUGUUUUACAUACAUAACAUGGGAAUUGUGCAUCGAGAUCUGAAGCCAAGAAAUAUUUUUCUUCAUGGCCCUGAUCAGCAAGUAAAAAUAGGAGACUUUGGUCUGGCCUGCACAGACAUCCUACAGAAGAACACAGACUGGACCAAUAGAAACGGGAAGAGAACGCCAACACAUACGUCCAGAGUGGGUACUUGUCUGUACGCUUCACCUGAACAGUUGGAAGGAUCUGAGUAUGAUGCCAAGUCAGAUAUGUACAGCUUGGGUGUGAUCCUGCUAGAGCUCUUUCAGCCAUUUGGAACAGAAAUGGAGCGAGCAGAAGUUCUGACAGGUUUAAGAACUGGUCAGUUGCCGGAAUCCCUCAGUAAAAGGUGUCCAGUACAAGCCAAGUAUAUCCAGCACUUAACGAGAAGGAACUCAUCGCAGAGACCAUCUGCUGUUCAGCUGCUGCAGAGCGAACUUUUCCAAACUUCUGGAAAUGUUAAUUUCACUCUACAGAUGAAGAUAAUAGAGCAAGAAAAAGAAAUUGCAGAACUAAAGAAGCAGCUAAACCUCCUUUCUCAAGACAAAGGGGUGAGGGAUGACGGAAAGGAUGGGGGCGUGCCUGUCUAACCUUCCUCAGGCUAUAUCUGUAGGACGAAAGUGGACUUAACUUUUAAGGUAGUUAACUGGAAUGUAAAUUUUUAAUCUUCAUUAGGGUAUAGUUGGUAUAAUUCUUAGUUGUAUUUAGUAAGCCUUUACAAGACUUAUUAAAGAUGUCAGAGUGC